AUGAUUUUUUCAUUAGAAGAUUUGACAAUCCAAUUUCCAUACUCCAAUGUGUAUCCCGAGCAGCUUAAUUUCAUGAAGGAAAUUAAGUUGGCACUCGACACUGGUGAUCACACCGUUGUUUCAACUUAUAAAGAUAAAUGCAAAGGGUUCACAGUAGCUAUGAUAUCUCUGCUUGUCAGUUAUGUCGCUUCUAAGUUUGGUGAAUCCAAACAGAUACUCUGUUGCACCAAAGACGCUGGAAGGAGGGAUAAGAUUAUGAAGACACUCACAUUGGUGUACGAUUAUGGGUGCAAUGAUUUAGGUGAUGACAGUCCAAGCAUUCUUGCGGUCGAAUUUUCCUCCCGCAAGGAAUUCUGCAUUAAUUCUGAUGUGAUUGAAGAAUCUCAACUAUAUGAGGAUUCGGAAAAAGACGAGAACAAGUUGGUAGCAGGAUGUAGGGAACAUACUGCAAGCUGGAUUAGGGAGUUUGACAUAGAAGAUGUUUGUUCUUUCUAUAAUAAAGCUGAAGGUGCUGUACUGUCUCCUGGUAUUUACGACAUUAAGGAUCUCGUUGAUGCUGGCUAUAAAAAUGGGUGGUGUCCCUAUUUCGUUACCAAGAAUGCACUACAAGCUGCCAACAUUGUGGUAUUUGGUUAUGAAAAUGUUCUGGAUCCCAAGAUAGCUGGCGUUGUUUGUAAAGAGCUGAAGAGGAAUUCCAAUUCCAUUGUAAUUUUUGGCUGA
Molecule: messenger RNA, 720 nt
Organism: Lathyrus sativus (Indian pea)
Lineage: Eukaryota; Viridiplantae; Streptophyta; Magnoliopsida; Fabales; Fabaceae
Source: the annotation of a GenBank genome assembly